AUGUUUCGUAUCAAUACUGAUACGUCAUCCACUUUCCAAUCAGUGGCUGAUCAAUUAUUGUCAAAAGUACCCAAUGGAGUUGACAUCAAUGAUGUAACUAUAUCUGAUAAACCCAAUGACAACGAUGAUACCGCAACCAAGCUCGGCUCAUUGGUAAACAAACUGGUGUCCGAAUUGAAUUUAAAAAAUGGGGAUUUACUAUACAUAAAUUAUGGAGGUGCAUUGCCAACGCCCUCAGCUUCAACACAAGGAGGAUCUGCACCAAUAAACUCGGUCAAGAGUAACUCAACCACAACAGUGCCUACGUCAUCAACAUCUACAAGCAUUCCAAUAAAUAAAUCAACAGCCCAUGGUCCGUUAAAUGUUAAACAGUUGCCUGUUGACGACGAACUAGACAAGUUGGAUGGCAUGAUUCAACGACCAAUUUCAUCAAUGUGUCGUCAUGGGUCAAAGGGAAUGUGUGAAUAUUGUUCUCCGUUAUCACCAUGGGAUGAGUCGUACAGAAAAGAGCAUAGUAUAAAGCAUAUUUCCUAUCACGCUUACUUGAAUCAGCAAAUGGCAAAAUUUAACAAAAAAGAAUUGGCAUCUUCAUAUAUAGCACCAUUGGACAAUCCCAACUAUGCAAUAGACUUGUCAUGCAGUGAAGGUCAUCAACCGUAUCCAAGAGGUAUAUGUUCCAAGUGUCAACCACCACCAAUCACAUUGCAAUUGCAAAAAUUUAGAAUGAUUGAUCAUUUGGAAUAUGCCAAUCACUCAAUAUUGAAUGAUUUUAUCAACGUGUGGCGGGUAUCAGGAGUGCAACGAUUUGGUUACUUGUAUGGGAGAUAUGAAAAGUUUGAAAAAGUGCCCAUGGGUAUCAAAGCAGUAGUUGAAGCUAUCGUUGAACCACCGCAACUGGAUGAACUAGAUGGGAUCACGUUGCUGGAUUGGCCCGAUGAACAGUUGGUUGAUGAAAUUGCUGCUAAAUUGGGCAUAUAUAAAGUGGGCAUUGUUUUCACAGAUUUGACUGACCUGGGCCAAAAAGAUGGUACCGUAUUGUGCAAGAGACAUAAGGAUAGUUAUUUUUUAACAAACUUGGAAAUUCUCAUGGCGGCAAAAUUUCAAAUUGCUAACCCAAACACCACAAAGUAUAGCAACAAUGGCCAAUUUUCAUCCAAGUUUGUCACUUGUGUCAUUUCUGGUGGAUUACAAGGUGAGAUUGAACCAAGGUCGUAUCAAGUUAGCACCAGCGGUGAAGCUUUGGUCAAGGCUGAUUUGAUUACCGGAUCUACUCAACCAUCACAAAUUUAUGUCAAUGAGAGUAAUGAUGUUCGAUAUGUGCCUGAUAUUUCGUACCUGAAAAUCAAUGAGUAUGGAUUGGAAGUCAAGACAAAUGCCAAGCCUACAUUCCCCGGUGAAUUCCUCUUGGUGUCAUUAACUGAUUCGUUCCCCAUUGAUCCACAUCCAAUGUUUUCGACAACGCCGGGUUACGUAAUCGAGAACCGAGAUUUUCUUGGUGAUGUUAAUCAUGAUUUCCAAAACUUGUCUACAUUAGAUAAGUAUUUGAAAGCACAUGGCUCGGAUAUAUUUGAUUUCCAUUUGUUGAUUUAUAUCGUCAAAUUACGGAUUUUAAGUCAAGAUGAAUGUGAAUUGUUGAUCAGGUACGUCAAGGAUAGAGAAGAACAAGAUUAUUUGCAAUUGAUUGGUAGUGGAGGCUGGAUGUCAUUGUUGACAAUUUUGGAACACAGCACUUAG
Messenger RNA from Lodderomyces parapsilosis, 1734 nucleotides. It is a transcript of the gene NPL4, whose product is annotated as Npl4p. Gene Ontology annotation, biological process: ubiquitin-dependent protein catabolic process. The record is from RefSeq and is a predicted model, not a curated record. Gene Ontology annotation, cellular component: nucleus. The coding region runs from base 1 to 1734 and encodes 577 amino acids. The transcript has a single exon. NCBI's taxonomy places the organism in Eukaryota, Fungi, Ascomycota, Pichiomycetes, Serinales, Debaryomycetaceae. Gene Ontology annotation, molecular function: ubiquitin protein ligase binding; ubiquitin binding.